AUGAAGAGACCUCCUGCUGUGCUAUUUUAUCUCCUCCUCCUCAUGAGUGGAGGCCUUGCAGCAAAUCCCCGCAGGACUGUUUCCUUUCAAGACAUGAACUUAAAACAGUUCAAAGAGUCUGGCUUUGGCAGUUUGAGCUCUUUGAUGAUAAGAGACGACAUCGGCCAGCUUGUCGUCGGAGCCAGAGGGAGAGUGCUCACCCUCAGCCUGGAUGAUAUCACCAGAAAGACCAGCGAGGCCGAAUGGACAGUGGGUUCAGCAGACAAAGACCUCUGUCAAAUGAAGGGCAAGGACGCUACGGAAUGUGAUAACUUCAUCCGGACUCUACACACCACGGAGGACGGUAAAAUGCUAGUGUGUGGAACAAAUGCUUUCAACCCUGCAUGUGACUACAUGACUUUGACAAAUGGAAAUGUCUCCCUAGAGGGAAAGAAAGAGGCGGGUCGGGGGAAAGUCCCCUUUGACCCCUACCAACGCUUUGCUUCCCUUAUGGAUGGAAACACUUUGUACUCGGCCGCAUCCUCCAACUUUCUGGGCAUAGAGCUGGUGUUUCAGAGACACGGACUGAACCCGCUCAAGACUGAAAUGAAACGCUCCUGGUUCAAUGAGCCAACCAUGAUUUCCAUAAACCUUGUUGAAGCAAGCAAAAACAGUGAGGGCGGAGAAGACGACAAUGUAUUCUUGUUCUUCACGGAGAACGCUGUGGAGGAACGUAAAGACAACAUCCAGGUGUCAAGGAUUGCCCGUGUGUGUAAGAGUGACUUGGGGGGCAAAAGGACCCUGCAGAAAAAGUGGACUUCUUUCUUGAAGGCCCGCCUGGACUGUCCAUUUGGCGAUGCUGGCUCUCCGUCUCUGGUCCAGGACGUUUUCCUUCUCCAAGACCAAAAUAACUGGACGAAUACCAUCUUCUACGCCACAUUCACCUCCAAUUCGGAAUCCUCAGCUACUUGCAGCCAGUCUGCUGUCUGUGCAUACAAGCUGUCAGACAUCACGCAGGUGUUCAGUGGGAGGUUUCUGACUGAGAGUCAUACUGGGAGCUGGGACACAUACACAGGAGAGGAGCCAUUCCCUCACCCUGGUUCAUGCAUUAAUGAUGAACUGCGGGCCCAAGGCGUGAUGACCUCUCUCGACCUCUCAGACAAAACCCUGCUGUUUGUGAAGAAUCACCCUCUGAUGAAGGGGGCGGUCGCACCAAUAACUGGCAAACCUCUGCUGGUACGCACAGGGACACGAUUUUCCAAAAUGGUCGUGGACCAAGUCACGUCACUGGAUGGACUACGGCAUCAAGUCAUGCUCAUUGGCACAGACUCUGGCUGGCUGCAGAAGGCAGUGAGGUUUGAUGGUGAAGACGGCCGCAUCAUCGAGGAGCUGCAGCUGUUUCACACUCCUCAGCCUGUCAACCUCCUCCAGCUCUCCUCCAAAACUGGCCAGCUGUACAGCGCCGCCAAUGGCGUUGCUGUUCAGGUUAAUGUGAGGGACUGCAGCCGCUACACAUCAUGUGAGGACUGCCUUCUUGCCAGAGACCCUUACUGCGGCUGGGACCAUAUCAAAGGCCAGUGUGCGUCUGCUGUUGGCACAUUACAUGGGUCCAUGAUUCAGAGUUUGACUGAUGGAGACAUCAGUAUGUGCCCGAUCUCUGAGUUGAAAAUGACACCUACCGUAGUCCACCUCACCAUCGGGGUAGCGCAGUUCCUCCCAUGUUCCCCUGAGACGAACCUCCCGAUCAGCUGGCGCUUCUCGGACAGCAUCCUCCUCCCUGGUCCCAGGCACACUGUUCUCAGCCAGGGUCUCAUCAUCAGACCAUCCUAUUCAGACUCUGGCCUUUACACCUGUGAGACAGUGGAAAGAGUAAAGAGUAAAGUGCACCGGAAGACUGUGGUCCAGUACCUUGUCCAGGUUCAGGACGUAUACACUGUUGUCAGGAACCUGAGGUUGGCUGUAAUCACCUUGGCUGUUUCCACCGGCUUGCUGAUAUUGUGCAGCAGCCUUGUGAUCAGACACCUAAAUGCAAAAAAUUAA
Morone saxatilis (striped sea-bass) is the source of this 2019-nucleotide messenger RNA. RefSeq names its product semaphorin-4E-like. Gene Ontology annotation, molecular function: chemorepellent activity; semaphorin receptor binding. The coding region runs from base 1 to 2019 and encodes 672 amino acids. Lineage: Eukaryota; Metazoa; Chordata; Actinopteri; Moronidae. The record is from RefSeq and is a predicted model, not a curated record. The transcript has 14 exons. Gene Ontology annotation, biological process: neural crest cell migration; negative chemotaxis; semaphorin-plexin signaling pathway.